GUUCUUCUCCCGUUCCCGCAUGUUUAACACAUGUUCAUGUCACGAAAUCGCGGACUCAUAAAACAUUCCCAAUUUCUUUCUGAAUUCCGAGCAAUAUAUUUCGCUCUGAUUCUGUUCUCUUUUAUUUUGAAAAUUUUCAAAGUUUUAACAGUUGACGAGACAAAAUUUUAAACGCGAAUUGCGUUUGACGAAAAGCUCCGACUUUUUCGUACUAGCGUAUCGCGCGGUCCAUAUUGUGCCGCACGUUACGGAGUUGCGCAGGUAUCGCGACUCUGACCCGCGGAUCAUCUCGCGGAUCUCGCCGCAUUCUUCCGCCGGCAUCGUCGGUGUCUUCUUCGCCGUUGUCGUCGGUACCGCGUCACAGUCUCUCCGCGCAAGCUCCGUUCCUUCCAGGGGCUAUUGAUCCGCGUGUUUCGGCCUGCGAACGGACGGUGGAGCAGCCGCGAACACACAACCCGGGGCCGCAAGCCCGUAAAUAUUCGUUCGGCGCGUCGAGAAAAGACUCACGUGGAUAAAAGCAUCCUUUCUACGAUUGAACGGUAACGGGUGCCGAGGAUGGUCGGUGGAGUGACAGAAGACGGACCACUUAUUCGACCUGUCGAGCCUGUCUCGACGGCAACAUUGGUGACGCUAUGCAUCGGCGCCGCUUUUCUUAUAUGCGCUGUCGCGAUGACCUGGUGGCUCUGCCGACGACGUCGCGAGCACACCAAAUUGAAUUCGGACAAGUCCCUGGCGUUUAGACCGCCCCAUCGGAAGCCGACGGCGGUCAAGAGUCCCGGUAGCACGAGCCACUAUUUGAAGAAGAGUCCGUCGCCGACCGGGCCGGCCAAGAGCCCACCCGGUUCCGGCGGUCAGACCCCGAGCCCGACGGGAUCCCAGUCAUCGAACCCCGCGUCUCAACCGAGAACUCCGCAGAGCGCAAGUACACCGGUACAGACACCGCCGGUCGAAGUGACCGUGAGCAUCGAGAACGAACGCGACAAAGCCGAGUUGGAGAACAACGAGAAGGUCGAGCGGGAGAAGAGUCAGACCGCGGAAAAGGACAAGGACAAUUUGGGCCAGCUGGUCUUCAAACUGCGAUACCGGAGCGAGCAGAACGCGCUGGCGGUGACGGUGGUGAAGUGCAAGGGAUUGCCUGCGAGAGGCCAGCAGAACGCCACCAGCGAUCCCUAUGUGAAACUGCAACUGCUACCGGACAAACAGCAUCACGUGAAGACUCGGGUUCUUCGCAACACCAGAGAUCCGGUUUACGACGAGGAUUUCACGUUCUUCGGCAUCUCACAGAGUCAACUUCAGAAAAUUAGUUUACACUUCAUUGUACUGAGCUUCGACAGAUACUCACGCGACGAUAUUAUCGGAGAAUUGACGUGCGCUCUGUCGUCGGUGCCCGGUUUAGAGGACGCGGAUAAUCAGGAGAUAUCUCUUUGUCGGAAAAUAUGUCCCCGAAGUUUGAAGAUUCAGUCGCAAGGGAGAGGGGAAUUGUUGGUUUCUCUUUGCUGGCAACCGGUCACGAGCCGAUUGACGGUGGUGGUGUUGAAAGCGCGAAAUCUGCCGAAAAUGGAUGUGACAGGCCUCGCCGAUCCAUACGUGAAGAUCUACCUUCUGUACAAUCAGCAACGUAUCGCCAAGAAGAAGACACACGUGAAGAAGCGUACGCUCAGUCCGGUAUUUAAUGAGUCCUUCGUCUUUGACAUACCGAACGGUUCGGACGGGCUCAACAACGUCAGUCUCGAGUUUAUGCUGCUCGACUGGGAUCGAGUCACGAAGAACGAGGUGAUCGGACGACUAGAGUUUGGCGGACCAAAGUGUCAGGGUUCAGCUGUCAACCAUUGGAAAGAGGUGUGCAGCUCGCCACGACGACAGAUAGCCGAUUGGCAUAAGUUGCGGGAAUAAACGGCGACAUAUAUACAUAUAUCAGAAUUCCUGUUUCCGAUUUCCUUAGAAAUUCCAUAUCCACCUACGCCGUGAGAUCACUCUUGAAACCUUGCGACAAGGUAGGAGGUAUCCGUUUUGCAAAGCUUAUAUAUAUAUCAUACAUAUAUUGUGUAUAAUAUAUAUAUAUAUACAUAUAUAUAUGUAUGUAUAUAUAUAUAUAUAUAUAUAUAUAAUACUCCCACACGAUCGAAUCGAAUCGAUGUAUAUUAGACUCGGGACACUAAUAGCUUGUCCACCCAUGAUCGCUGUCAUUGCGUGCAAAAGACAUCGAAUUUCUCAUCAAGAAAAAGCAGAAAAAACAAACAAUCCGUAGUUCUAUUUUUCCGAACAGAAACUUGGACAUUUUUCAUUCGAGCUGGUCGAACUUUCAAUUGUAAAAAUGGUUUUCUUUAUUUUUUUUACUGUUUAAUUAUCUAGUUUUAAAUUAAUAAGCGCAUUAACUUCCACGCGCAAUGCGCAUGUUUGAGAUUAACAGCGCGUUAAAAAAACACACGAUUUAAACAAAUGCGUAACAAAUUUUACGUCUUUUUCGUCCAAGUUGGGUUUUUGUUUUCUCGUCACGAGACGCAAUGGCGCGCGAUUGCGGGACGACAGCUUUGUAGGAUGCUUUAUGAUAUAAACAUAGACAUUAAGGAUUUCUGACCAGUUGGCGACGAGAAGAAGAGAACAAACGUCGAUGCGCACGAAGUAAUCGACAUUCUUUUCGAAUGUUAAAGUAGAACAUUGUCUCGUAUGUAGGUGAAAAAAAAAAAACAAAAAAAAAAAUAAAGUAUAAAACCAUACUUUUACCUCUUACGUAGCGCGCGAAUUCGGUUGUACGUCAUCUCUCUCUCUCUCAGUGCACUAGUAGUGUACAUUGAAAAACAAAAAAUUAACAUCACAGUUUCACAGUAAAGUGAUAAGUAAAACGGAGCACCAAACGGCUCAAUGAUCGAAUGCUCAGCCGCUUUGUUGUAUCUUAGAUUGUUAGACAACAGAUUUUACGAUAGACACGUUUUUUAGCGACGUAGAGAGUUGACACGCACUUUCCGUUUCUGAGAGCACCUUGUAAUUGUAAAAAAAAUUAUCAUUACGUGCGAUACAAGACCUCCUCGAGAGAGUGUAACAUUUAAGCGUGCAAUAUUUAAUUGAAUCCGUCAUAUAUUAUUUAUUUUCCGAUUUAUUUAUUCACACCGAGCAUAAUUUAUAAAACCGCAUAGUUGCCGCGCGUGCGGUGGCAUAUAAAUAAAAAAUCUUCGGCUCGCAAAAUAUAAACGUUAAAAACAAAUUUCAGAUAAUUCUCCUUCGCUUUAUCCGCGAGCACGACAAAAAAACAACGCUGGAAAAACUUCCAAAAUAAAAAAAAAUAAAAAAAACAAAUUACUCUAUUACAUUGUAAAUUGUAUAGAGAUGUUUGUGUGUGAUGUUAAAACGAGACAUUGUGCUCUUCUCCCUCUCGAUCAUCGCGAGUCUUCAUCGUGUGAGAAACGAGACGGUGAGAGAGACGAGAUUUUGUGGCGACAAUUUGUUACUGUCCGUUCUUUGAUUAACGCGAGUCAGAUGUGCUGUUGCACAUUUUUACUUGUCGUGUGUGCAACACGCGCCACACGAUUUAGAAACUGAAUCUGAAAUUGGUGAUCGGCGAAUUUUGAAAAGAAAUUUUGGAGAUUUCGUUGGUGAUCUCUCUCUUUAGAGCCUUACAUCUCUCAUCACGAAGCGAUAUACUAAUCGAAAAAAAAAAAAAAAAAUCUGUGCUGUUGCUUUUUAACGAGUAGCUGGACUACGAAUAGAAGAAAUCGUUUCCCAGUUCGUAUUGCAAUUGUAUAUAUAUUGUAACUGAUAAAAAAAGAACGAAAGAAAGAAACGUGAAAAGCCGGCGAUUUUAUGCGACUUGCAACAUAUAUAUAUAUAUAUAUAUCAGCAAGGACAACUGAGAUAUAUAUAUAUAUAUAUAAAUAAUUGAACAUGAGAAAAAAAAACUGUAAUUGCGCGAGAGGAGAAGAAAGAUGUAACACACAAGUAUCAGAACGAAGGUCGUAAGAACGGGAGGAUUAAACGAACGAAAUCUAGAAAUUGUGUCUAGAUAUAAAAAUUCGCGAUCGAAAGUAUAUAUAUAUAUAUAUAUAUAUAUGACAGAAAAGUCGCAAUAUAUCACACAAAGACUUAAAGGAUACACCGAAUAUAAUAAAAAUUUCACGUUACGUGGUUUUUAAAAAUAGCAGACGCGAGAGAAACACACGUGUACUGCCGGAUCUUAUCCACGGCAAGGUAAUAAACGUAUUAUACAAAAAUUACACACACACAUACACACACACAUACACGACAGAGUGCGCAACACGCGCGUCUACGAUAUAAAUUAUUUAAUUGCUAUACAAUUAUAAAUACAAUUAUAUAUGUAUAUAUACACACACAUACACACAAGAAAAAAAAAGUAUUAUAAGUAGUUUUAGCGAUACACAGUUAAUGUACACCCUGUACACGUCUGUCGUUCUCUUUAAAAAAAAAAAAAAAAAAAAAAAAAACCCUU
This is a messenger RNA of Pseudomyrmex gracilis, 4441 nucleotides long. It is a transcript of the gene Syt4, whose product is annotated as synaptotagmin-4. The transcript is spliced from 6 exons. Bases 556 to 1893 code for a protein of 445 amino acids. Lineage: Eukaryota; Metazoa; Arthropoda; Insecta; Hymenoptera; Formicidae. Gene Ontology annotation, cellular component: axon; membrane; synapse. Gene Ontology annotation, biological process: regulation of calcium ion-dependent exocytosis; vesicle fusion; cellular response to calcium ion. The record is from RefSeq and is a predicted model, not a curated record. Gene Ontology annotation, molecular function: clathrin binding; phosphatidylserine binding; calcium-dependent phospholipid binding.